CGCAUCCGCUUUAAAAUCGUAGUGGUCUUCAAGUUCUAGUUAGAAAUUUAUCGACACUUGGCUUUUUCAGAGGAUCUGAGGAUGCCUUGUUGGUACUUUGAGAAAAAAGAACUCAAGAAUACGCCCUCUAUACAGGAUGGGCUGGAUUACGCGACAGAGGCUCGUUACAGGAGAGAGGGAGCUAGGUUUAUCAUCGACGCUGGGACAAAAAUGGGACUGAGAUAUGAUACGUGUGCCACCGGUGUUGUCUAUUUCCACCGGUUUUACAUGUUCCACUCAUUCAAGGAGUUUCAUCGCUAUAUCACGGCUGCUUGCUGUCUAUUUCUGGCUGGUAAGGUGGAGGAGACACCUAAGAAAUGUAAAGACAUCAUCAAAGUCUGUCAGUCUCUGCUGUCACCACAACUCUUCACUGUGUUUGGGGAGGAUCCAAAAGAGGAAGUGAUGACAAUGGAGAGAAUUUUACUACAGACCAUCAAGUUUGACCUCCAGGUGGAGCAUCCCUACUCUAUACUGCUCAAGUUCGCCAAAGUACUGAAAGGAGAUAAAGAGAAAAUUCAAAAGUUGGUUCAGAUGGCGUGGACCUUUAUCAAUGACAGUCUGUGUACCUGCCUAUGUUUGCUGUGGGAGGCUGAGAUAAUCAGCGUCUCGUUGAUGUACCUGGCGACGCGCCUGACUAAGUUUGACAUCCAGGACUGGCAUGGACGAGUCCCGGGGACGAGGACAAAGUGGUGGGAGUUCCUGGUAGAGGAUAUCACUGUAGACCUCAUGGAAGAUAUCUGUCAUGGAGUGCUGGAUCUGUACUCCUCCAACCCCCAGUCACAGCUCCGAGAAGAUUCCCCGCCCACUACACCGGUCAAAAAGAGUGAGGUCAGGGACACCCCGCCACCACCCCCUCCAAACAAACGCAGCAGCACCAGCCUCCCAUUGGAUGGUCCACCAGAAAAGGUGAUAAAAAAGGAACGUAAACAGGACUCUCAUCACUCUUCCUCAUCAGACAGUCGCCCAACAAAACAUUCCUCCUCAUCCUCAAAACACACACCAUCAUCAGACAGUGGACACAGUGUGUCAAAGACCCCCACUACCAGUGUACCCCAGCCCCCCCUAUCUGGGGCCCCACCCAACUCCAAG
Molecule: messenger RNA, 1128 nt
Organism: Saccostrea cuccullata (small rock oyster)
Lineage: Eukaryota; Metazoa; Mollusca; Bivalvia; Ostreida; Ostreidae
Product: cyclin-K-like
Exons: 9
Biological process (GO): positive regulation of DNA-templated transcription, elongation; regulation of transcription by RNA polymerase II
Cellular component (GO): nucleus; cyclin/CDK positive transcription elongation factor complex
Molecular function (GO): cyclin-dependent protein serine/threonine kinase activator activity
Source: RefSeq, a predicted model, not a curated record